This is a messenger RNA of Manis javanica (Malayan pangolin), 4765 nucleotides long. Lineage: Eukaryota; Metazoa; Chordata; Mammalia; Pholidota; Manidae. The record is from RefSeq and is a predicted model, not a curated record.
CUGCAUUUUUCAUUUUAUGGCUUUUUUUUAACUCCCACAGCCAGGUGGUAUAAAUACCUUUCAUUCGUAGCACAUUCUAGCUAUUAAAUUUGAAGCUUUCAUUUUCCACGUAAUUUGUAGCUUAAUUUUUCCAGUAAAAAAAAAAAAUCUAAAGAAAAACCAGUGUUUGAGGAUCAGCUCAUAACUUGGCAGCAGGAGAGGCUGAGGAAGAGGCCACAGUAAUGACUUGAAAUUCCAAAAUAUUCGAAUAGCCAUUUGCUUUAAAAAAAGGAAAACAGAAAAACCCAUGUUGCCCACCUGCUAACUACGGUGCAGAUAGUAAAGUACUUCGAACCAUGAGAUAGAAGGUGGCCGGGUGGGUAUUAAGCCCCACUGAAUUUGGGGUGCCGGCUAGGGAAAGUCUCUGAUGCAAACUUCCCGGAGCCCACGCACGCGCUGUUUCCGUAGCUCCCAGAAUCAUCUUCUCCCCCUCUGCCCGGGGUUGUGGCCUCAGCCUGGCCCCUCAAGAGAUGGGAUCUCUGCCUAAAAGUUAUCAAGAAACGGAGCCUGCAGACAGCUGAAAAAUGCCCCCCGCGUUUCCUGCACACUGACAGCCAGACCGAACACUCUUUCCAUUUGCAGUUUUUUUAGUGUCAUUUUAAGUUGCAGCUUCCAGCCAAUCAGCAAGCUCCAUGCCUGCUGACAUCACGAAGCAGCCAGUUCCCUCCAGCUGCAGAGCUUCAGUUUGUCUUUUUUUUUUAGCUAAAAUGGAGGCUGGUUUCUUGCCUUAAGGAGUACAUUGCCUUUCCCGCUGAAGUCUAGAUGUUGACAUGUAAUAAAGCGGGCAGCAGGAUGGUGGUGGAUGCGGCCAACUCCAAUGGGCCUUUCCAGCCCGUGGCCCUUCUCCAUAUUCGAGAUGUUCCUCCUGCUGAUCAAGAGAAGCUUUUUAUCCAGAAGUUACGUCAGUGUUGUGUCCUCUUUGACUUUGUUUCUGAUCCACUAAGUGACCUAAAGUGGAAGGAAGUAAAACGAGCUGCUCUAAGUGAAAUGGUAGAAUAUAUCACCCAUAACCGGAAUGUGAUCACAGAGCCUAUUUACCCAGAAGUAGUCCAUAUGUUUGCAGUUAAUAUGUUUCGAACAUUACCACCUUCCUCCAAUCCUACGGGAGCAGAAUUUGACCCAGAGGAAGACGAGCCAACGUUAGAAGCAGCCUGGCCUCAUCUACAGCUUGUUUAUGAAUUUUUCUUAAGGUUUUUAGAGUCUCCAGAUUUCCAACCUAAUAUAGCGAAGAAAUAUAUUGAUCAGAAGUUUGUAUUGCAGCUUUUAGAGCUCUUUGACAGUGAAGAUCCUCGGGAGAGAGAUUUCCUUAAAACUACCCUCCACAGAAUCUAUGGAAAAUUCCUAGGCUUAAGAGCGUACAUCAGAAAACAGAUAAAUAAUAUAUUUUAUAGGUUUAUUUAUGAAACAGAGCAUCACAAUGGCAUAGCAGAAUUACUGGAAAUAUUGGGAAGUAUAAUUAAUGGAUUCGCCUUACCACUGAAAGAAGAGCACAAGAUUUUCUUACUGAAGGUAUUACUCCCUUUGCACAAAGUGAAGUCUCUGAGCGUCUACCAUCCACAGCUGGCAUACUGUGUCGUGCAGUUUUUAGAAAAGGACAGCACCCUCACUGAACCAGUGGUGAUGGCACUUCUCAAAUACUGGCCAAAGACUCACAGCCCAAAAGAAGUAAUGUUCUUAAAUGAACUAGAAGAAAUUCUAGAUGUAAUUGAACCGUCAGAAUUCGUGAAGAUCAUGGAGCCCCUCUUCCGGCAGUUGGCCAAGUGUGUCUCCAGCCCCCACUUCCAGGUGGCAGAGCGGGCCCUGUAUUACUGGAAUAAUGAGUACAUCAUGAGUCUGAUCAGCGACAAUGCAGCCAAGAUUCUGCCCAUCAUGUUUCCAUCCUUGUACCGCAACUCCAAGACCCACUGGAACAAUAUUUCUGCUCUGUCUGUCCCACGUGGCUGUGAGCCCCAUGAGGACGAAGCCCUGUGCCGUGCCCCCUUCUCCCCAUCUGCCUGCAUCGAGCAGGCAGCCACCUCACCUGGCAGAGAAGUACGCAAAAAACACUGCAGUUACGGGAAGGCCACAGUCAAGGUGUCCUCGGCACCAGGGACCUCAGCCCAGCAAAGGGCUUCACCCUUCAAGUACGCGGUGUGUAGUCCAGCGAGCGCCGUGAGCGUUCCACUUUCAGUGGAGAAGGGGCCUUUGUUUGAAGAUGUGCAGAUGCUGAGAAAGACAGUGAAUGAAGAGGCCCGCCAGGCGCACAAGGACGGGAAGAAGGAGCGGCCCCCCGCGCGCCGCCGGGCGGAGCCGCCGCAGGACCCCCACACCAGGAGCGCCUUGGAGGCCCGCUGCCGGGCCGACGAGCUGGGCCCCCAGGACGGGCGCUAGCCCCCCGCGGGCCGGCCGCCGGCCCCUCCCUGGACUCUGUAGGAAAUACAUACUUUCGUGCCAUACCGAUCAGUUACACUCAAGUCAAAGCUCUCUUGUACCCCGUCUGUAGGCGAUAACGCCCCCGGCCUCCGCUCGAGACCCGGAGUUCAAACAAUGGUGACUUCGCAGACCCCGCCGCCGCCCGGACCAGCCGAGGAACCGCCCGGGCACCGUCCUCGCGUUCUCCCCAGGUGGACCCAAGCUCAUUUAAAUUUGAAACAGGUGGUUCUCUGAGAAUAUCAAUGUUUUUCAAGUCAAAGGAACACCUUAACCAAGUAUUACCUAUUUUUUAAGACUUUACAACCUUUGGAAUUGUUUCCAUGUGAUCGUUCUGCCAGCAGUUUCUGGGGGGGGGGGGUGUUUGUUUUUUAGUUUAUCUCAUUGAAAUGGUUCUUUGCCGCCAUUGUUCUAACACAGCUUUCUGGGAAUAGUGACACGACAAUCCUCAGCCACCGUUUCUCCCCCAAGGUGUCUCUUUUCUUUGACUAAUGACAUGGCCCCAUGUCGCUUCCCUCGUGUGUAGCUAAAGCCAUAUUUCCCAGUCUGUGGUCCAGCCCCAGGGUUCCAGGAGAAAGCUCACAGGAGAAAUUUAUUUUGAAAAGAGCUUCCUCCGUCUGCCUUGACUGGAAUUGGAAUUUUAAAGUGAUGUACGUGUUAAUUUUUUUGUUUGCCGACUUUUUUUCCCUCUCCUUUCACAUUGUUGCCCUUUAACAAGGCUCUUGUGUUAAUAAAAUCAUAGUCUCCAAGAAUUCCACAUUUUGUAGAAAGUUAGAACGAGAUCAGUCUGAGAUAGGCCAGUUCGCGGCCGAUGCAAUCAAUGCCGUUAGGCAUCGGUAACAGAACAGCCCUGCGUGCGCGCCGGCCGGGCCCCUGGCCCAGAGCUGUGACGUGGUUCUGAGAGCCUAGAGGAAACAACAGUGGGGGUGACCUCAAAUGAAUACGUUUCUGGUGAAAAGAGCGCACGUUACAAGCACGUCUUCAGGAAAGUACGGUGUCUGGGUUUUUGCCGGCCUUCGAAUGCUGCUAUGUGUUUCGGACUUCUUGCGCGUACUGAGCUCUUUGUUUUCGAUGGAACAGCACGAGGGGGGAAGUCCUUAAACUUAGUGCUUUCUCUGGUCUUCAUUUCUCUCAGGGUGGCCAGUAUUUUGACUGAUCUGUCCUGCUGAGAGCUAUCUGAGAUGUGCACAGCUAUUCUAGACAAGCGAUUCUAGUUUCUCUUGUCUCGGGCAUAAGAUUAGAUAACUUGAUGUUAAAUGUCUUGAUGCAUAAAAGUUACAACAUGGCUUCUUUUAGGAUCUGAUUUUCAGUCGAGGUCUUGGGCAUCCAUCCGUCAGAACGCUGUGAAAAGCAGACGUCACUCCGAUGGGGCUGGGCACCUGCUGCCCGCGGGCUUCACGGAGACCCGCUGACAGUGUGUGUGCUUCCUGCGUCCUGGUGGGGAGGGGGUUUCUUGGGCUAAGAGCAAGUUCUAAAUUGAAAGGCUGCCCCCACGGAAAGUGGAAAAGCCUAUUUUGCGCGAAGAAACGCUUCCUGAGAAACUUGACAAGUAUCUAUCCAUUUUACCAUUAUGAAAUUUAUAAUUUAAACAAGUUUAGAUGCCUUCUUCUGAGGGAAAAAGGGUGCUUUUUAUUGUAUAAAGCAGCGUCUUACGUAUUUUGAUAUACCAUUGUUUGAACUUCCAUCUUUAGCUGAUAGAUUCUCAAAUAUCCUUGAUUUUUUGGAUGUUCAGUAUGUUUGUGAGAGAUUUCUGGGAAGGCUCUCUUUUGCCCUAGGGAAAAAGCAAAAUACCAGUGUUCGGGUGAUUGUGUAAAGUUCAACGUAUAAGAACAUCUUUUUUGUCUAGUUUUUAUUUCUGCUCUUUAUUGAAGACAAACAUUCACCAAAAAGGGGGAAAAAAAACUUUUGAGAGAAACUAAUUUUCUUUGACAUGAGUAUUAUUUAAUAUUUUGGCCUAUUAAAGUUUUCCUAGUUAGUACUCAGAUUCCCUGUGCUAAUCAUUCACUUAUAUAUUAUUAUAUAGAUACACUGCUUAUUCUGUACCAAACCUAUUUCAAAAGUACUACAUUAAAAAUAAACUGGUGACUGUUUUUCUUCAUAAAGUUCUGAGUUUGGCAUCUUCACUCUUUCCAAAACGUAACUGUGCAUCAGAAAUGUCACUAUUCUGAGUGUCUUUUUAGUGUGGCUUUAGUAUGGCUUCCUUUUAAUAUUGUACAUACAUUGUAUCUUUGUUUUAUGGUAAUAAGUAAUAAAAAUGUAGACUUCAUAUUUUGUACAAAAUGUCCUAUGUACAGAAUAAAAAAAGUUCAUAGAAACA